ACAGACGGGCAAGUAGAGCCAGCAUGCCGGUGGCCCGGAGCUGGGUUUGUCGCAAAACCUAUGUGACCCCGCGGAGACCCUUCGAGAAGUCCCGCCUCGACCAAGAGCUGAAGCUGAUCGGCGAGUAUGGGCUCCGGAACAAACGUGAGGUCUGGAGGGUCAAAUUUACCCUGGCCAAGAUCCGCAAGGCUGCCCGGGAGCUGCUGACGCUGGAUGAGAAAGACCCGCGGCGUCUGUUUGAAGGCAAUGCCCUGCUGCGGCGACUCGUCCGUAUCGGGGUGCUGGACGAGGGCAAGAUGAAGCUGGAUUACAUCUUGGGCCUGAAGAUUGAGGAUUUCUUGGAGAGACGCCUGCAGACCCAGGUCUUCAAGCUGGGCCUGGCCAAGUCCAUCCACCACGCCCGUGUGCUGAUCCGCCAGCGCCAUAUCAGGGUCCGCAAGCAGGUGGUGAACAUCCCGUCCUUCAUUGUCCGCCUGGACUCCCAGAAGCACAUCGACUUCUCCCUCCGUUCUCCGUACGGGGGUGGCCGCCCAGGCCGCGUGAAGAGGAAGAACGCCAAGAAGGGCCAGGGCGGGGCUGGAGCUGGCGAUGACGAGGAGGAGGAUUGAGCCCACCCAGCCAGGCCCGCCUGGGCUGAUGGAGUGUAGUUUUCCAGUCAGAUAAUAAAACAUCCACA
Messenger RNA from Lipotes vexillifer (Yangtze River dolphin), 676 nucleotides. RefSeq names its product ribosomal protein S9 (gene RPS9). NCBI's taxonomy places the organism in Eukaryota, Metazoa, Chordata, Mammalia, Artiodactyla, Lipotidae. The record is from RefSeq and is a predicted model, not a curated record. Gene Ontology annotation, biological process: translation; ribosomal small subunit biogenesis. Gene Ontology annotation, cellular component: cytosolic small ribosomal subunit. Bases 24 to 608 code for a protein of 194 amino acids. Gene Ontology annotation, molecular function: rRNA binding; structural constituent of ribosome. The transcript has 4 exons.